UAGAGAUGAUCACUUCCUUAUCUAGAAGGUUCAGCCUUUGAGGUUUAUGUUAUUUUUUAUUAUUAUGGCUGAAGAUCAUCAUUACAUUGCAUCCUUUAUCAUUCUUUUCCUCUCUAACACAGGGUUCAGUACUGAAGACACUGUGUUUGUGAUGACAGGAGAUUCUGUACAACUGGAUAUACAGAGUGAUAGCUAUGACUUUUAUGAUAUAGCCUGGAAAAAUGAGAAAUCUGAAAAUGUAGUGAAAUAUUUUUCUCUAUCAAAAGAAAUUAGACAUCACCCUUCUUACAAGGGCAGAGUGGCGUUUAAUACUGAAAGUUUAUCUUUAACCCUGAAGAACAUGAAGAAGACAGACAGUGGAGUUUACAGAGCAAUAGCAAGUGGAGCAUCAGAUAAACUUAUUGCUGAACACAGAGUCUCUGUUAUAGGGAAUGAAAUAAAAAACCCAACUCCUUCUGGUCAAAGUAAUAUUGUGUUCAGUAUUUUGAUGCUGGUGGUUGUUGUUGGAGCGAUUGUGUUUUGUAAUUCAGUGUUUUACUGUUGCUUCAAGAAUGGGAAAGAUGUUCAGAAUGAUGAUAAUGCAGACUAUGAGGAUGUUGAGUCGUUUAAGACUUUGGCCCGGACACAGAUGAUGUCAGAAGACACCUGGACCAGUGUUACAUAUUCCACAAUAUAGUAAUGAAAUGAAUGAAACUUUUAUGCUUUCACAACAUCUUCUGUAAAGAUUUAGACACAACUUAAUUACCUGGACAUAAAUGACUUUUCGUGUCAUGUCAGAUGUCAAUUCUAGUGUAUAAAUGUUUAUGGCCUCUUAUUGUUUUUAUGUCAGUUUUUAUGCUGCUUGUUCCAUUUCAAAUCCCAGCAGUGUGAAUAAACCGGUAACAAACACGUUUAAGUUUAUACUAAAAGAAAUUAAUAAAAUAUAAAAAGUAAUCUGAGUGUUAACCACUGACACAUGCACACACCAACACAUUUUAAAACAUUGAAUCUGUUUACAAUAAAAUCAAGGACAUGAAAGACCUGAUCUGGUUUUUCCCCCUUAUAUUUAGUUUAGCCAGAAAUGAACUUUCUAUUUUUAUUUCUUCACCCUUAAACUGUCAUAACUUUCAGUUUCUGUAUGAAAAACGUUAAAGAUUUUUACUGAAACUUAAGUUUAUUCUCAUUCAGUCUAGUCAUAAUUGAAACAAAGCAGGUUUGGAACAGCAUUAGCUUAAUGACGGACUUAAAUUAAUGGGUGAAAUGGUUCUUUAAAUUUACUGACUGUGUAAGUGAUGGAUUAUAUCAGUGGUUUUCAAACUGGGGGCCGCGAGAUGGUGCCAGGGGGGUCCCCAGUUUUAUGACAUUUUAUAAAAUACAUUCAU
Misgurnus anguillicaudatus (oriental weatherfish) is the source of this 1361-nucleotide messenger RNA. The record is from RefSeq and is a predicted model, not a curated record. Lineage: Eukaryota; Metazoa; Chordata; Actinopteri; Cypriniformes; Cobitidae.